Molecule: messenger RNA, 438 nt
Organism: Phytophthora sojae
Lineage: Eukaryota; Oomycota; Peronosporomycetes; Peronosporales; Peronosporaceae
Exons: 2
Coding region: 1-438 (145 amino acids)
Source: RefSeq, a predicted model, not a curated record
AUGGCCGACCGGUAUGCGGACCAGCCCGAGCUCCUAGCGCAUCUACCAGCCGAGAACAAGAUCAAGAACCGAAAGGCAGUCGUCAUGGGCAACAUUGCCCAGCAACAGAAGGUGGAGAACUUUUCCGAUCUUGCUGCGUGGGCGAGUACGACACAAGAGGCAUUUUUCCGAUCCGGGGCAUUUGGCAGGGUCAACGCCGAGCGAGAGUUUGCCAAGGAACCUGCCGGUCACAAGAACGGCAUCCUCGUGUUGAGCGCUUUUGGAGGCAUCUACAAGUGGCCGGUGGUCUUCGAACAUGGCGCUAACGAAUUUCUCGAAUGCGAAGAAUUCGCCCAGCUCAUCGCGCCUUCCAGACAAUCAGGGCUGGAUGUCACUUGCAGCGCCGAAUCGAGUCAGUCCCCGGUUGUCGCUGAUGAGGUCGUCGCUGAAGAGAGCUAA